UAUGAGGAGAGGAAACUCCCUCGGUCAACCUGGGAUUCUCCCCUUUUUUUUAUUUUCUUGUAAGAUGCUGCUCCUCCGGACACCCAUGUCACCUGAAUCAAAGUCCAUCCAUGAUGCUGAGUCACCGUUCUUGCUCUCUGUCUCCUCAUACAUUUCAUGUCCAAAAUGCAACCAUUCAGGUGUCAAAAUGUUCGUGUAAGUGAUAAUUCUCCAAAAAAACACUUUAAAUCAGGAUGUAUGUGAUAUCAUUGUUUUAUCCUUUCAGAAUUUAAUGAUUAUAACUCAACAAUUCACAAAUACUAAUCGCUCUCUCUCUCUCCCUCCCCCUCUCUCUCUCCAUGUGCACCUGAGCUGAUGCUGCAAAACAAGACCACGUGGGACUGACCAAUCAGAACCGCAGCAGCGGUCCAAGCACAACCAGCCGCUGAACUGCUGCAGAACUAUGGAUAUUGGAGCUUGUCCCUUCCGGAAGAAACGGAGACAAUGGCGCGUGGACUUCUCAUCCAUCGCCUUGGUGGCGGUGGCGCUCGCUGUAUGCCAAACGACCGUGGUUAGAGCAGACCCAGUGGAUGUGUUGCGGGCUCUUCAGGUUCCGUCUCUCCCUGAGGGCGUGAAGAAAGUCCCCGGCUUCUGCACAUCCCGCCGCUCCAGCAGCCCCGAUCAUGCUUACCGCAUCUCCAAGAAGGCCCAGAUCUCUGCCCCCACCAAGCAGCUCUUCUCAGGUCGUUUCCCAGAGAAUUUCUCCGUCAUGGCUCUGGUUAAGGCCCAGGCAGGUCUGCAGGCCUUCCUCCUCUCCAUCUACAGUGAGCAGGGCAUCCAGCAGCUGGGCAUUGAACUGGGACGCUCACCUGUUUUCUUGUACGAGGAUCAGAACGGCAAACCAGCUCCCGAGGACUACCCACUGUUCAAAGGCGUCAACCUGGCUGAUGGCAAGUGGCAUCGCAUCGCCAUCUCUGUUUCCAAGAAAAACGUGACACUGCUGCUCGACUGCAAGAAGAAGAUGACUCGCCCUCUCGCCCGAGGCAACAACGCUGUAGUCGACACCAACGGCAUAACAGUGUUCGGAGCCCGUCUGCUUGAUGAGGAGGUUUUCCAGGGAGAUAUCCAGCAACUGCUGAUCGCCUCCAACCCCCAGGCUGCUUAUGACUUCUGUGAACACUACAGCCCAGACUGUGACUCCCCUCUGCCCAAGACCCAGGCUCAGGACCCCAACACAUACAAGAAGCCACUCAAUGGAAAAGCGGCCCCCACUAAAGCCACACCUGUUAAACCUAAACCCACUCCACCUAGGCCGGCCAAGACUGGAUCGUACAAACUUGUGGUCAAGCCGCCAAUGCCUACCAAAGCCUCAAAGUCCACCACAGCUAAGUUAUCUAAAACAAAGCCCACUGCGGUAGAGAUCCUCUUGUCGAAGAUCAAACCAACUGCAGCAGCUAAAUCCAAGGCCCCAGCUAAGAAUGGUAAUGGUAAAGCAGCUGCUGAGAAGAAAGCAAACGUUUCCACUAAAGCUAAUGUCAAUGGAAAAGCUAAUGGCAAUGGCAAAGCUGAAGCUAAACCUACAGCUCAGGUCAAGGUUAAUGGCAAUGCCAAGGUUGUCAUUGAGAAGAAGCUUAUUAGUAUUGGAAAAUCCUCAGCAGAAAAGAAAGCCAAUGGAAAUGGAAAAGCAACUGCUGUGUCUAAGACUAAAGGAAAUGGAAAUGGAAAAGCCACAGCUGAGAAGAAAGCUAAUGGGGAGAUUAAAGUUAACGGCAAAGCUGACAAAGGCAACGGAAAGGUUAUCUCUGUGGUAGAGAAGAAAGGCAUUAGUAAUGGUGCUGCAAAUCAGGCAAAAACUGAAACCACUCCUAAAUCAAAGACUGAGACCGUUUUCAAAGUAGAAAAGAUAGAAAAGACUGUGGUCAGUGCAACCAAAGCAACUGCCAAAGCAGGGGCUACCAAAGCACCUAAACCCACAAAGGCAUCAAAACCUGAACCCACAAAAGCGGCAAAGGCUGUGGCUACCAAAGCUCAAGCAGCGAAGGUUAAAACAGUGGUCACAAAAGUCCCUCUGGUCAAAUCCACAACAAGCAAAGCUGUGAAGAAUGUGGUCGAAAAGUUUACCAUCACUAAGAAGGCAGCCACGAGUCCUGCCCCUGUCCGACCCACUCCACCCAGAGCCACG
Molecule: messenger RNA, 2161 nt
Organism: Solea senegalensis (Senegalese sole)
Lineage: Eukaryota; Metazoa; Chordata; Actinopteri; Pleuronectiformes; Soleidae
Product: collagen alpha-1(XV) chain-like
Exons: 7
Source: RefSeq, a predicted model, not a curated record